GGGCCCUGGCUGGAGGGAAGGGAAGGGCAGGGGAGCCGCUUGCUUGCCCUUGUGGGCGGUGGUCCCGGGAGGGAUGCUGGGCCUGUGGCUGGGCCUCCUCCUUGCCUCCCUCUCGGGGGCUGGGUCUUCUCCUCGGGGGAUGGCUGCGGCGGGGCAGUGAGGAGGGCCAUGGCCGAGGCGCCCCUUCUGUCUGGCCCCGAGGGAGGGGGGCUCCAGGGCGAGGGCGAGGGCGAGGGGGGCGGCUGGUGGGAGGGGGUGCGGAGCCGGGAGGCCGGGGCCCGGGCCAGCGCCCUCCGGAGCCUCCGCCAGGCCCUCCUCCAGCCCAGGCAAGGCCGGGAAGAAGGGGCCCCCCUGGGCAGGACCCUCGCCCGCCUCCUCAUGCUCUCCAUGCGCUGCCCCUUCGCAGACGUCCGCCAGGAGAGCCACGCCAUCCUCGCCAGCGCCCAGGAACUUGGGAUUAAGAUCCCUAGACCACUGGGACAAGGACCAAGCAGAUUCAUCCCAGAAAUGGAGAUUCUCCAAAUGAGCGCCGAAGAUCCCCAAAUGCAUGCUCUUUUUGCAGAGUCUUUCACAACUUUAGGGCAUUUGGAUAACAUUACUUUGGUAAUGGUUUUCCAUCCGCAGUAUCUGGAGAGCUUUUUGAAAACGCAGCAUUAUCUGUUGCAGAUGGAUGGUCCACUGCCUCUCCACUAUCGGCACUACAUAGGCAUCAUGGCUGCAGCCAGGCAUCAGUGCUCCUAUUUGGUCAAUCUCCAUGUCAAUUACUUUCUGAAUGUUGGAGGUGAUCCUAAAUGGUUGAAUGGUCUAGAGAAUGCACCUCAAAAACUGCAGAAUUUGGGUGAAUUGAAUAAAAUCCUGGCACAUAGGCCAUGGCUCCUUACCAAAGAACAUAUUGAACAUCUUCUAAAGACUGAUGAACAUAGCUGGUCAUUAGCAGAACUUAUCCAUGCUGUAGUUCUCCUUACACACUAUCAUUCGCUUGCCUCUUUCACAUUUGGCUGUGGAAUCAAUCCAGAAAUACAUUGUGAUGGCGGUCACACAUUCAGGCCUCCUUCUGUGAGUGAUUAUUGCAAUUGUGACAUUACAAAUGGAAACCAUGGUGUAUAUGAGACACAGGCUCCAGCUGCGAAUUGUACAACUGCUGAGCCUUUGUGUGAAGUAGAAGCACUUAUGGAAAAAAUGAAGCAACUACAGGAAUGUAGAAAUGAAGUAAAAGCUAGUCAAGAAGAAAAGGCCACUCGGUUUGAGAAGGAGAAGAGAGAAAGCAUGUUGGUGGGUUGCUCAGAGGAUGAAGAAUCAGCACCAACAAGAGAUGUGUCUCGCCACUUUGAGGAUACUAGCUAUGGUUAUAAAGACUUCUCAAGGCAUGGAACACAUGUGCCUACCUUUCAUGUUCAGGACUAUUCAUGGGAGGACCAUGGUUAUUCACUGGUAAAUCGUCUCUACCCAGAUGUUGGACAGCUGAUAGAUGAAAAAUUUCAGAUUGUCUAUAAUCUGACUUACAACACCAUGGCCAUGCAUAAAGAUGUGGAUACCUCAAUGCUUAGAAGGGCAAUCUGGAAUUAUAUCCACUGUAUGUUUGGAAUAAGAUAUGAUGAUUACGAUUAUGGUGAAAUUAAUCAGCUUCUGGAUCGCAGCUUUAAAAUUUAUAUCAAAACUGUGGUGUGUGCUCCUGAAAGGACCACAAGCAGAAUGUAUGAUAGCUUCUGGAGACAAUUCAAGCACUCUGAAAAGGUUCAUGUCAAUUUGCUUCUUAUAGAAGCACGGAUGCAGGCUGAACUGCUUUAUGCUCUGAGAGCCAUUACUCGCUACAUGACCUGAAAUCCCUGGCUAAUGAUGAUGAAGGUGCUGCCUACCAUGGAAUGCUAAUGAGUUUAAAAUCAGUGGUGGCUAAAAGCUAUGAGAACCAUUGUGCCAUAACUCUUUUUAGUUUUAGCUUAUUCCUCAAGGGAGUAUCGCUGCUGUUGUUGAGCUUGGUGGUAAGAGACAAAAUUAUUCAGAGGUGUUUUCUGAUUGCUACAGUCUGUUCCUAUUAGCACAGGAAACCAUGGUUUGUGACAGACAAGUAGUUAAUAGCCUAAAUCUUGGAAUUGUCACAACUAGAUAAAUUUUGGAAUACAAGGAGAACUUAAGGGGACUUCUGCUUUUGAAAAAAAAAAUUAAAGAGAAGACCUGAUGCUGCUGUAUGUGGUGGUGAAAUGAAGAGACUAGUGAUUCCUAUUAAGCUACAAGUGAAAGCAAGCAAAGCUAUUGUCUGAGCCUUUGUUUUCUAUGUAUUAAACUCCUAUUUAAUAACUAGAAAUGAAACUGUACUUCACACUAACUGUUUGGAUUGCAACAAGAAUUUCUUGCUGUUUAGCUACAUGCAAAGCAUACAGCUGUUGGCCUGGACUUGUUCACAGUGAUGCAAUAAAACCAGUUGAGAGAGGAGGAGUGAGAACUUUCAAAGCUGCUUAAGAAAUAUUGCAACUAUAUGAAUUGCUAUAUACUUGGGGGGCAAUGUCCUGUUUCUUCUCCCAUUGUUCCUAGUACCUGUCUAAGGUGUGCAAAUGUUAAUUUGGAAUUUAAGCAGCAUCUCAAUACAUUGCUUACUCUUGGGUAUGGUCUCUCAUUUAGCAGCAGCUUAUGUAGUCAAGCAGAAAAACAUAACAGCAACAAAUAAAAUUUGGUAUACAGAUAUUCUUGGAAACUAUAUGGACACUUUUGUAUGAGCAUGAACUGUUCUGAAAUCUGUCAGUAUUACUGAAUUGUUUAAAUAAAACAUUUUUUCUCUCUUA
This is a messenger RNA of Sceloporus undulatus (fence lizard), 2777 nucleotides long. RefSeq names its product sestrin 1 (gene SESN1). The transcript has 10 exons. Gene Ontology annotation, cellular component: nucleus. Gene Ontology annotation, molecular function: L-leucine binding; oxidoreductase activity, acting on peroxide as acceptor. The record is from RefSeq and is a predicted model, not a curated record. Bases 169 to 1821 code for a protein of 550 amino acids. Lineage: Eukaryota; Metazoa; Chordata; Lepidosauria; Squamata; Phrynosomatidae. Gene Ontology annotation, biological process: regulation of response to reactive oxygen species; negative regulation of TORC1 signaling; cellular response to L-leucine.